AAAACGUAGAAAGAGACAGAGCCAACCAUCCUUUCUCUCUCAAACAACAACAAGACGACCAAAAGAAAAGAAAAGAAAAAAAUCUAAGAUGUAUAGGCUAAGUAACGCCGUAAUAGGAUACCUAAACCUCCUCACCCUUCUCUCAUCAAUCCCAAUCAUCGGCGGGGCGCUAUGGGUGGCUCGGAGCUCCGCCACCUGCGAAUCGGCACUUCAAACUCCACUCCUCGCCGUGGGAUUCGUGGUUCUCGUCGUCUCACUCGCCGGCUUCAUCGGGGCCUGUUUCAACGUGGUGUGCGCGCUUUGGGUAUAUCUCUUCGCGAUGCUCUUAUUGAUCGCUGCGCUGCUCUCCAUAAUGGCGUUCGGCUUCGCCGUCACAGGCGGCGGCGGGGGAGUUCAAGUCCCCGGCCGGAUCUACCGUGAGUAUGACUUGUCCGAUUACUCGGCUUGGCUCCGCCACCGGAUCCAGGAGGAGAAGUAUUGGCGAGCCGCACGUGCCUGCGUUGUGGGGUCCAAGGCUUGUGCCAACGUGGCGCGCUGGACACCGCUUGAUUAUCUGCAGCGCGACCUCACGCCGAUUCAGGUGCGAUUUUAUCAUUCUUUGAUUAAUUUUAAUUAUCAGUAGGGAUGAUUAGAGCAC
Dendrobium catenatum is the source of this 637-nucleotide messenger RNA. RefSeq names its product tetraspanin-6-like. Lineage: Eukaryota; Viridiplantae; Streptophyta; Magnoliopsida; Asparagales; Orchidaceae. The transcript has a single exon. Bases 89 to 622 code for a protein of 177 amino acids. Gene Ontology annotation, biological process: auxin-activated signaling pathway. The record is from RefSeq and is a predicted model, not a curated record. Gene Ontology annotation, cellular component: plasma membrane; plasmodesma.